Molecule: messenger RNA, 1328 nt
Organism: Quercus robur (English oak)
Lineage: Eukaryota; Viridiplantae; Streptophyta; Magnoliopsida; Fagales; Fagaceae
Product: probable WRKY transcription factor 17
Exons: 3
Coding region: 101-1111 (336 amino acids)
Biological process (GO): regulation of DNA-templated transcription
Molecular function (GO): DNA-binding transcription factor activity; sequence-specific DNA binding
Source: RefSeq, a predicted model, not a curated record
UUCAAAUGUAUACUCUUUCAGUUUUUCUAUCUUCCUUCACAGAAAAAACACAUUCAUUUCAAACGCAAAAAACAAAAACAAAACCUUGCUAAGCCUACGAAUGGCGGUGGAUCUCCUGGGCUUUCCGAAGAUGGAUGAUCAGACGGCUAUACAAGAAGCCACGUCACAAGGUUUGAGGAGCAUGGAGCAUCUGAUUCGCUUCAUGUCUAAUCGGCCAAACCACAUGGACUGUUCCGACCUCACAGACCACACUGUGGCCAAGUUCAAGAAAGUCAUUUCUCUUCUGAACCGGACCGGCCACGCCCGGUUCAGGCGCGGACCGGUUCGUCCCUCUGCUUCGCCUUCUUCGUCUGAUGACUCAAUCUUUGUCCCUCACUCACAAACUCUUAGCCUAGCUCCUACUCCUCCGGCGCCGGUUGUUGCUCCGACCGCCGUGUCCCAGAUCCCCAUCACUGCUCCGGCGAGCUACGUUUCUCAUCCACAUAGCUUGACUCUUGACUUCACAAAGCCUAAUGCUUUUGCUUCGAACGCUAAGGCUUCGGAGCUCGAUUACGCCAAGGAUAGCUUCAGCGUGUCGUCGAGCUCGUCGUUCAUGUCGUCGGCGAUCACCGGAGACGGAAGCGUCUCGAACGGGAAGCUGGGAACUUCGAUCUUUGUUUCUCCGGCGCCUGCUGUCUCCGGCGGAAAGCCACCGCUCUCGUCUGCUCCCUACAAGAAGAGAUGCCACGAACACGAGCACGAGCACUCCGGCAACGUCUCCGGCAAGUUCUCCGGCUCCGGCUCCAAGUGCCAUUGCUCUAAAAGAAGGAAAAAUCGGGUUAAGAGAACAAUUAGAGUACCGGCAAUUAGUUCAAAAAUUGCUGAUAUUCCACCAGAUGAUUAUUCAUGGAGGAAAUAUGGUCAGAAACCAAUCAAGGGGUCACCAUACCCACGGGGUUAUUACAAAUGUAGUACAGUAAGGGGUUGUCCAGCGAGGAAACACGUGGAGAGAGCACCUGAUGAUCCAACGAUGCUGAUUGUAACGUACGAGGCGGAGCACCGUCAUUCGGGUCCACUCGCGAUGCAGGAGAACGUGGCCUCUGGGGUGGGUUUGGUAUUCGAGUCAACGUGAGUGAGAGAAAUUGAAAUAUUUUAAAAUUUACAUUAAAAAAAAAAAAGAGAGAGAGAAGAGGGAAAGUUGGUAAACGACGUAGACUUUUGUAAUAUCGAGGUAGUGGAGGGGUUUGGAUGUAAAUUUGAUUUUUAAUUUUUAACAUGUAUAAAUAGUGGUGGAUUUGGAAUCUCAAUCUGCCAAAGCAGGCGUUUAAUUUAAUUAGACCUUUUAUAUC